Nematostella vectensis (starlet sea anemone) is the source of this 4432-nucleotide messenger RNA. RefSeq names its product receptor-type tyrosine-protein phosphatase T. The coding region runs from base 803 to 4012 and encodes 1069 amino acids. NCBI's taxonomy places the organism in Eukaryota, Metazoa, Cnidaria, Anthozoa, Actiniaria, Edwardsiidae. Gene Ontology annotation, molecular function: protein binding. The transcript is spliced from 18 exons. The record is from RefSeq and is a predicted model, not a curated record.
GUCAAUUUUCCUUCGCCUGCUUGACUUUGAUGACGCGACAAAUACAAUUCAGCGUGAAGUAUUGUAUUAAGAUCUCAUUGGCGCGAAUAAUCGAGACAAAAUAGCGGCUGGUGAUGAGCGACUCUUGCUUUAACCCUGCUAUCUUCAUUUCCUGUUACGGCGUAGAAGACAAAGAAGAUUGCGAAGAUCCAGUGGGAUCAAUUUUCACUUUUUUUCAAAUAACGCCCGAAGCCUCAGUUCUGAUGUUUUAUAACUUUUUUCCGCUUCACGUGAGGCAUUCAUGUUAAAUUUGUCGCCAAUUUUUUUAUUUUUAUAAAGGCAGUUGUAUUUCUGUACCUCCUCCAUGAAUAAGUUGGUUUUUACCCCUCCGACCCCGCCAGACGCCAUGUUUUUGUGAUAGAAGGUUCUGGGAUGUGAUAGUAACUUACGCAAUGAACUCUGGGAUACAUUUUUGUCGCAACUGUCGCCUAGAGAGAAUUUUUUUAUAUCUCUGCGACAGUCGUUUCUUGUCGCAGCUAUCGCAACCGUCGCUCAACAGAGCGUUUCCAACAGCGUUUUUCGACGACAGUGGGGACAGUCGCGACUAUAUGGAGACCAGGCUGAAGUGUUUCUUAUCAAUUAACUCUUCUGUAAACAAAAAGUAUAAGUGCCAAUGUAGCACGUCCUUCCUCUGGCCAAUAAGAGCAAAGAUAAGCACGUGAUCAUUGAUGGCAAAACUAGACGUGAUUAGCAAAAGCGCUGCAGCCCUAUUUCUCGUUCAUUACCUGAGUGUUGGAUACUGUUAAAUGUCAAACAGCCAACCAUGGCAGACACAGGAAUGUACUUCUUCAUACCUUUGGCGUUUUUACUGCAACAAGUCAUUUUUACAUCAGGAACUUGUGGAGACCCUGCAUUGGGGAUGCAGAACGGCAACAUAUCAGAUAACAAAAUCACAAACGAACGUAGAGCUACAAUAGGCGAUCAGGCCAGGCUUGAUUACACGACCAAAGACUCAUGGUGCACGACGAGACUACCUGGCCCUUUCAUUCAGAUCGACCUGAGGACCCCCCACAUCAUAUGCGGCGUGGCUACACAGGGUAACCACAAGCAAGACCAGUGGGUGGAGAAGUUUUUGCUAAGAUAUUCAUCCGAUGAUAAUACCUACAUCGACUACAGGGAGAAUGGCCGAGUGCGGACAUUCUAUGGCAAUCAGGACCGUGAUGGGAAAGUCCAUCAGAUUCUGUAUAAUGAGAUCGUCGCCAGAUUUGUGCGCAUCAUUCCCCUGACCUUUCACGCAAGAGCUUGCAUGAGGGCCGAGAUCUAUGGAGUAAUAGUCACGCCAGCUUGUGGUAACCAAGCCAUUGGCGUGACAGACGAAAAAGUGAUCUCAGACGACAAGAUGACCGCGAGCUCUUAUCUCAGCGGUUUCAUGCCUAGCCGUGCGCGACUUCACGGUGCAGGCGCGUGGAAGCCCGGCAUUGGAGACUCUGGCCCCUGGCUUCAAGUCCACCUCGGCGCUAUGUAUCACGUGUGUGCUGUAGCCACUCAGGGGAGUCCCAAGGACGAGGCCAGGGCUCGUAACUACAUGACCAAGGUCUCCCCUGACGGGAACGCCUGGACGGAUAUAGAUGAUGUCAUGGCUGGGAAUCGAGACCGUAACGGCGUAGUGAAGCACCCCGUAUCCGCGGCCGCCAUGUUUGUCCGCUUUUACCCGCUGGAGAUAAGCUGGGCAUCGGCUUUGAGGGUUGAGAUCUACGGCGUCCAAACAGCAUGCUCGAACCCUCUUGGCAUGGAAGAUGGGCGCAUCCCGGACGACAAGAUCUCAUCAUCUUCCUCCAAACCCGCCUUCUUCUCAAGCAACGGCCGUCUUUAUGGAGCCUCGACCUGGUGCAAGGGUGACACGCUAGACGGCCAAUACAUACAAGUCGACCUUGGUCACGUGAUGACGGUGGUAGGGAUAGCCACACAGGGGGACCCCACGGGAGAUAACUGGGUGAUGAGCUACAUCGUGUGGUACAGCAUAGAUGAUAAAACGUGGAUUGAUUACAAGGAUCGGGGAGCCGCUAAAGUCAAGGUUUUUACCGGCAACGAGGAUCGGACGACAGUCAAGGUUAACUGGUUUGAUGUUCCUGUUGCUGUGCGCUACAUUCGAGUUUUCCCGGUGACCAGUCAAGGCUCAAGUUGUCUUCGAAUGGAACUCUACGGAUGUAAGAGCUAUAUCGCCCUGACUGUUGAUAGACUAAACGACUCGACCCUUCCUGCCAAGCCUGGGAGCCAAGUCAGCCUAGAUUGUACCGCACGUGGGUAUGGCGAGCAAAUGGACUUAGCGUGGAUUUGGCAGGACUUCGACAUCACGGUUCUAUCACGUGGUACUACCAGGACCUUCUCCCAGGCCACCUCUACUCUGCGGGUCAACUACACGGACGCGGAAGAUGUGUUUAAGAGCUUUUCUUGCCUAGCGCCUUCUCCAGGAGGAGAUAUACCGUGUAGUGUUACGUACAGUUGUUUUGCGUCCUACAAGGAAUUACCUGGGGGUACCAUGAAUAGUAGUGGGGUGUCAGUCAAGACCACACUCAGACUACCAGGCGUCCCAUACGGCCUCUCGUCACAUGAUGUUAAACCGCGAUCGAUAAUCUUCACUUGGAAAACGCCGGCGAAAAAAGACGGCGAAGGCUCCGUCACGUCUUACAAGCUGGAGCUGAUGACAACAGGAAAGAUUCUUAACACAGGACGAGGCGAUCUUUACCUGAAGGUGGACGAGCUGUUGCCUUAUAAGGAAUACAAGUUUAGAGUGAAGGCUGUCAGUCAGCUAGGGGAGGGGCCAUGGAGUGCUGAGGCGACAGUGCGGACUAAGCAAGAUGCUCCGAGUGCUCCACCUCAAAACGUCACCAUCUCCCAAUCAGAAGACGGUAAUCACACCAUCUCAUGGCAACCAAUCCCUGCCGAGCAAAGCAAUGGCAUCAUCAUGGCAUAUGAGAUCACGUGGAUACGGACAGCCAAUCAGAAGACGCGAGUGCGGCGAGCGGCAAUGUCAUCUGCUGUGACAAGUGACACGUCAUACACUCUGACAGACCUUCCUUCGUGCUACGUCUAUAAUGUCAGCGUUCGCGGAUUUACAGCGGCUGGACAAGGACCAUUCACUCGACCGAUACGACUCAACACAAACUAUUAUGGCAUACCAAAAAAGGUUUCUGUUAUCUGGACGAUGCACGAGGAGGCAGGGUUGAGCUGGACUAAGCCCGACCAGGAAGGACCUGGUAUAAUCAGUUACAAGAUUUAUGUGUCCGGCGUUAAACCCUAUGACCGGACAUUCAACCACUCACUGACGAUACAGCAGACAAGUAUCAUCACCGCGUCCACCCUGACACGCCUAGUCCCGGGAACACGAUACGAAUUCAGGGUACGAGCCAUGACGGAGUGUGGAGAGGGGAGAUAUAGCGAGCCUGUGAGCGCGGAUACGGCUAUCGACGACCCUCUGGCUCCAGAUGUAGGAGAUGUGCUAUUAGUGAAUGAGACAGAAGAAGGAAAGGCUAACAUUACUGUGUGGCCAGCGCGACAAAGGAAUGGGCCUAUUAGUUUUUACCAAGUUCUGGUGGUCUCGCAUGACGGAGAGUCCGUUAUCAGUUAUACAACCGCACAGCUUCCGUUCCUCGUUGUCGGAGAAGCAGGGCUGAACUUCACCCUUGGUGACGGACGCACAUACGAUGGCGUUACUAACACUCCGCUCGUCAAAGGGAGAACCUAUCGCAUAUAUGAACGCGCCAUGACCAAGACGUCAACGAAAACCUAUAUCGGAGAAGAAGCUUUGAUAGCCAACAUCACAACUGAAGAGUAUGUGACAAUCGCGCCUGCAGAACAGACCGGAGGCGGAGUUGGACCGGAAUUGAUAGUCUAUAUUCUAGUCCCUCUCGUCAUUAUUGUUCUGGUUGUCAUAGUGAUUGUUUGCUUGAAAAGGCGAAAAUCCUCAAAGAAGUCACAAGAUAUGGCUCUUUCAAGUAUGAAAUAUCGUCCGCGUAAGAAGAGCUCCCCAUAACACUAAUGGAGGCGAUCGCCCACCCCAUAGGGGUACUAACAAACACGCCCAAGCCCACAGACCUCUACCCUUCCGACCCUUGACGAUCAUCUAAGUGACAGCAAGCAUGACGCACAGCAAGAGAGGAGUAUACAUUGAAACCAAAUCCCCUGAUGAGUGGGCAACCACGAACCAGGCUUAUAAGGAUGGACCAGUAGUUUCCGUGUUUAACAUUGGAACCUUCAUAUAAUGGACAACUUAGGAACUGAAAAUGUGUGCGCUUAGAUGGUUUUAUUUGUAGAGUUUGACUAGGAAUUUUAAAUUGGGACUUAUGUAUUCUCUCCUAUUGCCAUAUACUUUUUAUUAUUCUUUAUACAAUCUACGCUGAAAACAAAUGGUUGUGGUCUAAAUGAAUAAAUAACGGAUCACUAAGCUACAGGA